Molecule: messenger RNA, 846 nt
Organism: Peniophora sp. CBMAI 1063
Lineage: Eukaryota; Fungi; Basidiomycota; Agaricomycetes; Russulales; Peniophoraceae
Source: the annotation of a GenBank genome assembly
AUGUCCAAACGCAAGCAGACUGAUUCUGACAGUGGCAGUGACAACGAUGGCGAAAAUCUCAUCAACAUCGACUUUGACUUUUUCGACCCGGAUCCCGAAGUCGAUUUUCAUGCACUCAAACGUCUGAUCGUACAGGUCUUCCAGACCGAUGCCGAGCAACUCCACCCGUCUGAUUUAGCCGACCUCAUCCUCUCGCAGCCACAAGUCGGCUCAACAGUAAAGACGGAUGGAAAAGAGAGCGACCCUUACGCUAUUCUGACAGCGCUCAAUAUACAUGAGCACAAACACAAUGCAUCUAUUAAAGCCCUCGCAGAAUAUGCCCUCCUAAAAUCGCAAGGCGACCCAGCCUUCUCAGCGACACUCCAAUCACUCUUAGAAUCCUCUGACGCCUCGACCCGCGUUGGUCUUAUCUUCUCCGAGCGCCUAAUCAAUAUGCCUGUUCAAGUUGUGCCGCACAUGUACCGCAUGCUCAUCGACGAAUUACAGGCUGCUGUCACACAGAAUCAGUCAUAUGCAUUCUCCCAUCUGCUCUUCUUCUCACGGAUAUAUCGUUUGUCCUCGGAAGAAGAGGUGGCACUAAAUGCACAGUCUACCCCUUCUCAGAAUAAAAGGCGCCGCGCGCAACAGACACAUCUACAGAGCCCAACGAACGGCGUUUAUUCGUUUCACCACGAGGACCCCAUCAUUAAAAAGUUAGCACAACACUCCGUUGAUUACGAAUUUACCCAUGCUCAACCAAGGGAAGAGGACUCUUUCGGACUGGACUUGGGAGGGCGGAUGAUGUUACUGUCUGCAGAUAGAUUGCCACAAUUGGUCCACGAGAUGACCGAGGCGUUCUCAAGCUAA